Messenger RNA from Salvia miltiorrhiza (redroot sage), 1019 nucleotides. Its product is annotated as protein MODIFYING WALL LIGNIN-1-like. The transcript is spliced from 3 exons. Lineage: Eukaryota; Viridiplantae; Streptophyta; Magnoliopsida; Lamiales; Lamiaceae. Bases 40 to 771 code for a protein of 243 amino acids. The record is from RefSeq and is a predicted model, not a curated record.
AACCCACAAUUCCAAUUCACAUUAAUUGAGGCAUCCAUUAUGCAAGUGCUAGUAGUGUUGACCACCACUGCACACUACCAUUAUCGAAGCGUCUAUUCUCAAUCAAAGAAUAAAGCAUGCCACUUUCCACCAACAAAAGAAAGCAACGCAUUUCAAACUCUAUCUUCCCUUCGAGUAAACUCCAAGCCUCCUCCCCUCCAUAUCAAAUCUUCCCCCUCCUCCUCUACCCAAAUCCCAAACCCCAUGUAUAUGCAAGCACUAAACCGAUACAGCUUCUCCUCCAUCGCCGUCGUCUCCUUCGCCUUGUGCCUCGCUGCAGAACUCAAGAAAACUAAGAAAGAUGAUCUCAUAUUGGAUGGAAAGCUGUGUUACUUGCCCAGAAGUUCGUCUUUCGAACUAGGAAUCGCAGCCGUAAUCUGUCUUAGUAUCACUCAAGUCGCCGGGAGUUUAUUCAUCUACAGAAAAUUCAGACCAAGGGAAAAGAGAGGCAAGUUCAUAGUGACACGCAGUUUGCUCCUUUUAUCCUGGAUUGGCUUCGGAGUUGCAGUGAUUCUAUUAAGUGCAGCAAGUAGCAUGAACCAGAAUCAAGCUUUUGGAGAAGGAUGGUUAGAUGGAGAGUGCUACCUAGUUAAGGAUGGAGUCUACGUUGGUUCAGCCAUACUUACCUUGGUGGCUCUGGGCUCAACCCUUGGCUCCGGAAUCGUAGCUGUAAGGCGAGACAAAGCUGAAGAAACACAAGGGUCCUUAGUUCAUGCAAAAGUUGAUAAAUGACAAGAUUAAACAAGAGCAAUACCUAACAUAACCAACGGCUGAUAUACUUUUGCUCACAAUAAUCCUUCUCAAGCAAGGUAAAGUGCAGCAUAGAGAUAUAUGUCAUACACAUAGACAAAAACCAAAUUGGUAUAUUUAUAUAUAUAUAUACUUGUAAUAGUAGGAGGUACGUGCAACUUUGCAAGUGCACAAUAAACAGCCAGCUAAAAAAGUCAAAGAUGUGAAUUAGAGAUGAAAGACAAUCAAUC